AUGACUUUCAAGUUUUGCGAUCAAUGCGGUCAGAAGCUGCAUUUACAAAAAGCCACCAAACGGUCGAAACCCAAGGAGGUCAAGCGAACAACGGUCAAACAAUGUGGGAUUACACCCGAGUCGUCGUCGACUCAAGCAUGGUUUUGGGGCAGUCAAGCACUUCCAAGCAUCAGUCUCACGGGGCAAACAACCAAACCACAUCGCGAGGCCGAGCCCAACGAAAACCAGAGAGAAGAAGAUCAAGUCGUCAGCCACCUGACUCAACCGCAACGACGCCAGUCGCACAUACGUCCCCGCGACGUGGCAUCGCUGCCUCUACUCACUCGUUCCCCGCGCAUCGAAAAUGCAAAAGGGUCGACCCCCAAUGCAAUAUUGCCCACACCUCGAAUCAACCUAGUGUGGGGACCGACGCUGGAGAAAGCUAUCGCGGAGCUCAAGGCGAAAGACGCCAUGCUCGCGGCCGACAUCGUCGCCAACACUCAAAUCCUUGCCCACGUCGAAGCUCAAGCCCAAGCCCACGCGUUUCAAAACGACGACGUGUUCAAAUUUGCUUGUCAAACGAAGCGGGAACUCGAACGCGCGAUCGGUCGAGACAAGGCAGCACUCCAGAGAGUGCGCGACCACUUGAGUCAGCUCGCUCAAACUGAUUACGCUGUCACAACCACGAAACAUCAGAUCGAGCGCAUUGCUGCGGAUGAAGCGCAAGGUCGCUUACGUCGAGCAUCCGCGGCAUGCCGCAUUUCGCUGUGGUUUCGCCGCCACCGCCAGCGCCGGUUUGCACAGACUCAACUCCGCAUCAAAGUCUGCAGGGGAUAUAUUCGAUAUCGCUACGUGAAGCGCCCCCACGACGUGUUUCCCGGCCAGUUUUUCUACGUGUACGAUCGCAAAGUCAAAGCAACGCAGCCGCAGUUGGAAUUUGUUGGCGAUUCCAGUACUGGUGUAUAUCGUUUGCCAUUCCACGUCUUUUCGAGUCCCCACCCACCUGAGCGCCUAGUCGCAGCGGCCACACGCAUCCAGGGAUGGUACCGCCGACUGAAGACGAAAUGGCGCUGUGUGCUUGUUGAGGUCCAGCGAGUGGUGGUGAACAAACAGCAGGCUGCGGCAUCCCAGCGAAAUGCUGCGGCAACGAAGCUUCAGGCGUUGUGUCGCUCCCGCCAGGCCAAGCGGCGACUGCAGUUGCUCGUGGCGACUUCAUUUGAAAAGUGCGUGGACCCGACGACGAACAUGGUGUUUUUCUACAACGCAAAGACUCAAACGAGCCAGUGGACCCCGCCAAGGCUGUGGAAGUACGCCGGGUCGUGCAGCACGCCGAAGAUGACCCCCCCACUGAAUCGACUUGGUAACCUGGACGCCCCGCGUCGACUGGAGGCGGCUGCAGUGAAGAUCCAAAGCUUGUUUCGAAAGAAAGCCGCCACGAACAAGCUCAAGUUGCUAGUUGCCCAGUCGUAUCAAAAGGUCUUCGAUCCAGAAACCAACCAAUGCUACUACUACAACACCAAAACCAACUCAAGUCAGUGGGUCAAGCCCACACUGCUCGGGUCGGGCGACAUUCCAGUGGCGCUGAGCUCCACCACUCCAACCCCCCGACAGACAUACAAGAAGUUGAAGGACGGCAGCUGCACCCUUGCCAGACUCCCAACAAGUCGACGGAUGGAAGUUGCUGCUGUCACAAUUCAAGGGCUGUAUCGAACUCGCAACGCGCGCCGUCGCCUGCACGUUCUGAUCGCCCAGACGUACCAAAAAGUGUUCGACGCAGACACGAACAUGUGCUACUACUACAACGCCAAGACGGGAGAGAGCCACUGGACCAAACCGAGGCUGCUGGGCGAUGCUGACAUUCCCAAUCCAGUGCGUGCAGCCUUGACGGUGAGGGGCGGCCCUGCGACCAACCCCAGCCCCCCAACGGAUUAUUCAGCCUUGCCUACGUCUCGCCGAGUCGACGUCGCCGCGAUGAAAAUCCAGUCUCUCUAUCGCGUUCGCAAUGCCCGCCGCCACCUUCGUCACGUCCUUGCCCAAACGUACCAAAAGGUCUUGGAUGCCGACUCGCAACAGUAUUAUUACUACAACUCCAAGACAGGCCAGAGUCAAUGGACCAAGCCGGUGCUCUUGGGCACCAGCGAUCUCGCAGACCAGUUCCCGCGUUUACGUCGUCGCAAAGAGGGCGAUGCCAAGGCAUUUCUGACGGGUCUCAAUACUCCGCGGCAACGGGAAGCUGCGGCCACCAAGCUUCAAGGGAUAUAUCGUGUGCGGCUCGCGCGACGGCGACUUGCGACUUUGAUUGCCUCAACGUACCAAAAGUUCGUCGACGCGGACUCGCAGACAUGUUAUUACUACAACUUGAAAACGGGAGAGAGCUCGUGGGUCAAGCCAGCGUUGCUUCGGUUCGACGAAAUGGCACCGCAGACGUGA
Aphanomyces invadans is the source of this 2409-nucleotide messenger RNA. RefSeq lists its product as hypothetical. The transcript has a single exon. The record is from RefSeq and is a predicted model, not a curated record. Gene Ontology annotation, molecular function: protein binding. The coding region runs from base 1 to 2409 and encodes 802 amino acids. Lineage: Eukaryota; Oomycota; Saprolegniomycetes; Saprolegniales; Verrucalvaceae.